CGGGAGCGGACUGCAUGCCAUAGAGUUCGCGGAAGUGUUUUGCUAGAGCAGGCGCGGAGGCUUAGGACGCGAGGAAGAUGGUGGCGUGCGAGCAGCUCCGCGUGGUCCGCUGCGGAGGGAGCUGGCUGAGUGGCAGCCGUGCCGCCUUCUCUGCAGACUCCAAGUACCUUUUGUGUUCUUCGGGUGACUAUGUAAAAGUCUACAGCACAGCUACAGAGGAAUGCCUCCAUGUUCUCCAGGGUCACAAAAACCUAGUCACAGGAAUACAGUUGAAUCCCGUGAACCACCUGCAGCUCUAUUCCUGGUCUCUAGAUGGCACUAUUAGGCUAUGGGAUUUUAUGGAUGGCAUUCUCAUUAAGACAUUUGUUAUCGGGUUCAAUCUGUAUGCAUUUUAUGCACUUCCAAAUUUUGAAAAUUCGGGAUUUCUUAUCAUUCCAAAGGAUGGAGAUGAAAAAUCAGGUGUAUUUCAGCUCGUAACAGUGGCACUUCCAAAAGUACCAGCACAGGAAGUAAAAGCCAAAGAAAUGGAAUUGGUUUUGGAAGGGAUAAACGCAUCACCCAAAUGUACUGCGUUUGGAAGAGAUGGUGAAUAUGUGGUGUCGGUCUUGGAACUUCAUCUUGUGGUUUGUUUUUUCAAGAAAAAGAAAAUGUACAGGUUUUCUUUGGGUUCAAAAUUCAAAAGUGGCACAACCAGCCUUUUUACCUGCGUCGCCUGCCAUCCAAAGGAAGACUGCAUAGCAACCGGACACAAGGAUGGCAAAAUACGUUUGUGGAGAAAUUUUGAUCACAGGAGAGAAUACACAUUCUCCACCAUGCACUGGCACCAUGAUGAAGUUAUGGAUCUUGCUUUUUCUAUAGAAGGAACAAGCCUACUGAGUGGAGGGAUCGAGUCAGUCCUAGUUCAGUGGCGGGACGCUAAGAAGGAAUUCCUGCCUCGUCUGGGAUCCACAAUACAACAUAUCUCUGUCUCACCAGAUGGGACUUACCUUUGUACUUCACAUUCUGACAACAAAAUAGUAAUAAUACACAGCAACUUGAAAGUGGCUGGAAUGAUUCAAGGAUUAAGCAAAGGCAAUGAAAUCAAGACUGGCUUGAUAGUUGACCCAAGAACUAAAGCUUUAGUUAUGAAUGGAAAGCCUGGCCAUCUGCAGUUCUAUUCAUUGCAAAAUGACAAGCAACUGUACAAUCUGGAUAUUGUGCACCAGGAGUAUAUUCAUCAGCAGGGUCUGAACCAGGUUGAGGUGGUGAAGGCUGCGUUUGAUUCCCAAGGCAACUGGCUGGCCACAGUGGAGCAGCGACAAGAAGGGGACACCGAACUGGAAUUGCAAAUGAAGCUCUGGGCUUAUGAUGAGCAAACACAAAGCUUUACUCUGAACACAAGAAUAAAUAUGCCACAUGAAGAUCACAUCACAGCUGUGUGUUUCCGUUGCACAGAUGAGACUGAAAACACAAAUCCCACUUUGGUAACAGCUAGCAAUGAUGGCCGUUUUAAAGUCUGGAUGCUGGUGGUUGAAAGUGAUGGUGAAGAUCAAAGCAAAACCUGGACAUGUGAUUUUGUAGGAAGUUACCACAACUACCGAGCAACAAAUUGCUGUUUCUCCGAAGAUGGUUCCCUGCUUGCGGUUAGCUUUGAUAAAAUCGUCACAUUGUGGGACUCUGAGACAUGGGACCUCAAAUGCACAUUCUGCCAUCCCCCUGGAACUAUACUAAGCCUGUGUUUCGGAAGGCUGAGUUGUUCAAAGUACCUCCUUGGCAGCACCAAUACUGGCUCCUUGUGUUGCUGGAAUUUGCUGAGCUGCACAUUGGAAUGGUGCGCCCAGUUAAAUGUCACUGUUCUGCAACCUGACUGUCUGUCUGAGAACAUCGUUGCCAUUUCAUGCGAUUCUGAAUUCUCAGAUGUGUUUGUAUUUAAACCAAGUGAUCCGCGGCCCUUCUGCAUCCAACGAUGGGUUUGCAGAGGCAAAGUGCAAUGGGCUGUCUUCGUUCCAAGGGAGGUUCCUGAAUCCAUCAGCUCUGAAAAAUAUCAGUGGCUGAACCAGUCUCAGUUUUACUUCCUCACUGAAACACAUGAGUUGAUGACGUUUAGCACAAAAACCCCAGAAGAGAGGCUUACACCUUCCAGCAGACAGCUGGCAGUAGAGGAGAGCUUCCCCGUGACACCCUUUUAUCUGCUCCUGGGAAAACACCAGCAACAGGCAAAGGAGACUAGAAAAACCAGCAAAGCACCUGUACAGAGUAACAUGGCAUCGGAGUCACCUGCGAUCAAAGACCUGCUUCAUACUCCUGCCCACGUCUUGCCAUCUGCUACUUACCUGUGUCCUAUUUUUCUUAAUUCACUUCUGGUACCCAAAUCAAGUAAAAGAAUUGACCAAAUUCCAGACGAAGUUGAAAUGGAAAGUAACAAUGAAGAAGAGGAGUCAGAGGAGGAAACACACACCGCUGAAGAAGUGCACCCAGAGGCUUCAGGUCUGGCAGAGUGUUUGGAGGAAGUUAUACCUAAAUUAUCGAAAACUCAGGAAAGAGAACUGCGUAAAUUAAGAAAACUGGACUACAGCUGGGUGUCAGCUCUCUAGAUGCAUAAUGCCAUGGACUUACAUUUCUUAUUCAUAAUUUAAGACGGUGAUCAUGUUUUCAAAUAAAAAUUUGUAUUUUCCAGGA
This is a messenger RNA of Anolis carolinensis (green anole), 2658 nucleotides long. RefSeq names its product WD repeat domain 75 (gene wdr75). The record is from RefSeq and is a predicted model, not a curated record. The coding region runs from base 78 to 2573 and encodes 831 amino acids. Gene Ontology annotation, cellular component: nucleolus. The transcript is spliced from 21 exons. Gene Ontology annotation, molecular function: protein binding; RNA binding. Lineage: Eukaryota; Metazoa; Chordata; Lepidosauria; Squamata; Anolidae. Gene Ontology annotation, biological process: positive regulation of transcription by RNA polymerase I; positive regulation of rRNA processing.